AUGAACCAGUCUACGUCACCAAUCAAGAAGGAAGAUAGCGAUCUCGAUUUUAUGGAACAGUUUCGAUACAUCAACGGAAGAAGAUAUCACAACGUUGAGAACGUAUCUUAUUUCUUACCAAACGACAACGAAGAAGCCGACAGACUGAGUAUGCAGCAUUACUUGGCUAAGCAUAUUUGGAAUGGAAAUUUUUCUUCUCCGGUCGAAGAAAAGUUGAGAUCCGGGCGUGCCAAUGUUCUCGAUAUCGGGUUAGCAUUCUUCUCCUUUUUUAAUCCUACGUCUAUUCUAGAGUCGAACUUUGAAAUUUGCUCACGACCAAGCGUGGACGUUUCCAACAUGUGGAACAAUCUCGAGAAUACGCCGCCAAACGCCGGAUUCUUGGUUCACAAUUUGAUCCAAGGUGUUCCCUUUCCCGAGAGAAUAAUGGACUUCAUUCACGUCCGAUUCAUGGGACUCUCGUUUGGCGAGUUGCAUUGGAUCAAGCUGAUUAACGAAUUAAUUAGGGUUUGCAAGCCGGGCGGUUGGAUUGAGAUUAUGAAUCUUGAUUACACCCCAAAGAAUAUGGGCCCAGCGACAAGAUUGCUCAUGAAUUCUUUGGUGGAAUUUCAUAAAUCGAAAGGAUGCAGUAUUCCAUCGGCAAAAGACUUUGAGAGAUACUUGAGACACAACGAUCGGGUCACCGCCAUACGAACCGAGAGAAAGUCGACUCCCCUCGGCAAUUGGAGUGAAAAAGUUGGUGACAUUGCAUUGUUAGGAUUCGAUUGUCUGUUCAAAGCCUUCAAAGUAUUUCUUGCCCCAUACAUGAAUCUGGACGAUAAGCAAUACCAGAAAUUACUCAAAGAACACGAUCGACAGGUCAACGAAUAUAAAACGAGUUUUCAAACUUAUAGGAUUUACGGGAGGAAGAGUGCAUCGAUAGAUAAGCGUUCAGUCAAACAAGUAGUCGAAGAAAUCUAUUCAUUAAUACAUCCCACCAUACAUCCAUUGGAUGCUUCGGAUCGAGUCCUCGUUGCAAUUAUUAAAGCAUUGAUCGCUAUUAAGAAUGAACCGACUAAUCCCAGGCAACUAGCAGCAUGCAUCCAGAAAUAUGGUUUUACGACACUUGGCGGAAGCACUCCUUACGCGACAGUGUCAGGGCACAUCUCUACCCAUUUCACUCGUGUACGACAAAAAGUCGUGCCUCGACCAAUUCUCGGAAAAAUACAUCAUCCCACAUUAAAGAAUAAGAUAAACUAUUAUUUAUUGGAUUCGGAUAACGUUCUACGAGAUCUUUUAGCUCAACACUUUCCAUCGCCGAGCGGAGUGCCGUCGUCAUCUUCCUCUCCAUACGCCACCAUCACUUCUACCAUCAUACCGACGGUUCACCCUCAACAACAUCGACAGCCCAUUUCUCCGCCUACCUCGAGGGCGAGUUCACCGCAAUCGUCAAAUUACAAAGAAUCCGAGGUCAUUGCUGAGAGUCAACGCCAAACCUCAGUGGUGGAGUCGUCAUGUCAAUCGGCCGAAGAUAUCACUUCUUGUCGUCACUAUCUCUACGCUGGAUCACCUAUUUCCUCCCCACCAAUACAAGAAAAGAUCUUGGUUUACACCAACAAACCAAGUGAAGGUGGAGUUCGAACUUUCAUGACCGAUGACGACACGGAGAAUGAUCAGUCGGUUUCACAGGAGCAAAAAAUUCAACAGAUGACGAAUAAUGAGAACCUGAUGUGCACAAUGUACGGCGUCAAUGAGAUGGAAAUUACACCAACGAGCAGUUCCGAAGAACUUGUACCGUUGAGUGGUAAGAAAAGAAGGGCAUCCGAGAAUGGAGAUGCCAUUAGGUCUCGAAACAUGCCAAGACCAACACCGGCGUUUCUAACCAAUGUAAAUGGUCUGGAGGUUUUCGUCACGAACAUCAGUGUGAACGGGAAUGAGGUUAGGCUGAUGCGUCGGGUGGACACAAAUUGUGUGGACCGAUGGUCGUUGUUGUCAGCCGGUGGACGUAAGCCGAGAAACGGUGAUAAAAGAUGGUGGGUGGUAGAUUUAAGUGUUUCAGGCGAUUUCGUGAUCACUCUGGAAGACGCACAGUCACUGGCGGCAAAAUUGGAUAUUGAACAGAGUCUUGGCAUAUUUCUUGAUCCAAGACUUUAUGACUAUUUUGAUGUCGACCUGGAUCUCCCAACAACAUCGGGCGCAUGUUGCGGUCCGUUGUCAGGAUUCGCAUACUGGUUUCAAUGCGUGAAUCCUAAAAAGAUUUUUUUGGGAUGA
Molecule: messenger RNA, 2247 nt
Organism: Acaulospora colombiana
Lineage: Eukaryota; Fungi; Glomeromycota; Glomeromycetes; Diversisporales; Acaulosporaceae
Source: the annotation of a GenBank genome assembly